AUGUCAAGAACUAAUAAUAAAAACCCAAUAGAUCAAAAUUGGCAAAAUAAUGAUUAUGAAAUUAAAGAACAAGAUCGAUUUCUACCCAUUGCCAAUGUUGGAAGAGUAAUGAAAAAGGCAUUACCUGAACAUGCAAAAUUAUCAAAAGAAUCAAAAGAAUGUAUUCAAGAAUGUGUAUCAGAAUUCAUAUCAUUUAUAACUAGUCAAGCUGCUGAUCGUUGUUUAGUAGAAAAACGGAAAACUUUAAAUGGUGAAGAUAUAUUAUGGGCAAUGUAUACUUUAGGUUUUGAAAAUUAUUCUGAAACUUUGAAAAUUUAUCUUGCUAAAUAUCGUCAAUAUGAACAAGAACAAUUGAGUCUUAAACCACCAAGAAAGAAAAUACGGAAAAGGAAAACUAAAAGUUCUUUGUCACAAACUCAAAGUAAAGAACAAGUAGACCAAGACCAAGACUUUCAACAAAUCGAACAACAAUAUGACGAUGGAGAAGAAGAAGAAGAAGAACUGGAAAACGAAGAAGGGGAUAUGUCUAAUAUAGAACUGAAUUUAAUAUUACAAAAUUUACCUGAAUAUUCCGAUGACUAUUUUGAUGAUGAAGAUGAAGAAGAAGAUAGGCAACAACAAAGAGAAGAAAAUAGUGAUAAUGAACCACAACAACAUCACGGAGACGAUUCUCAACCAAUUAAUUUGCAACCACAAUUACCAUCAUCAGCAGUACCAUCCUUACCAACACAACAACAACAACAAUUCAGUGAUAUUAACCCAACUACAGAAUCAAAUCAACAAGAAUCUUUCUUCACUACUCAAUAUUAUCCUAAUCAAACUCAAUAUGUGAAUGCUGCACCAUUACCAACGAAUCCCCAACCUAGACAAUAUCAAAAUCAAAAUCAACCAAAUAAUUAUCAAAAUGAUCAACGCCAAAACGACAAACAACGGAUUAUUCCUGAUUUACUUAACAUAACUAAUUCAUAUUCUGAAGAUGAAUUUAUUUAA
Messenger RNA from Candida albicans SC5314, 990 nucleotides. RefSeq names its product Hap3p (gene HAP3). The coding region runs from base 1 to 990 and encodes 329 amino acids. Gene Ontology annotation, molecular function: protein heterodimerization activity; RNA polymerase II cis-regulatory region sequence-specific DNA binding; DNA-binding transcription activator activity, RNA polymerase II-specific. The record is from RefSeq and is a predicted model, not a curated record. NCBI's taxonomy places the organism in Eukaryota, Fungi, Ascomycota, Pichiomycetes, Serinales, Debaryomycetaceae. Gene Ontology annotation, biological process: regulation of transcription by RNA polymerase II. Gene Ontology annotation, cellular component: CCAAT-binding factor complex. The transcript is spliced from 2 exons.